AUGGGACUGGAUGAGAACCCAAUGAGGGUUACCCCUGAGCCGCUCGAGGAUUGCAAAUCCUCCUACACUCCGGGCACUCCACCGCCAAAAGAAAAUAUCAAGCGUACAGUAGUGGAUUCGGGGGAACGGAGCGACCGAGUGCGACGAGAACCGUUCAGUCUGGCAAGCAAAAGCAUUUCCCAACAAGAUGAAGGCCUCGAUCGGGCCCACACGUCGAGUGCCGAAGGGCAGCAGCCAAUGCGAUUCGACGAUAACGCAGCGUUCACCGGCGAUGGCACAAUUGGAUUGCAACGUGAGGUACUUGCCUUAGAGUGCCUUAGGGCAGCUUUAGGGCAGCUUAGGGUGAAGACUGGCACCGCAAAUGAAGAUGCGCAGCUGUUUCAGAUGGGCGACUCCUUGCCUGGCAACAUCGCCAACGCAGGCAAGCCGCGGCAGCCAACAAACACCCAGAGGAGCCACUUAGGAACAAUGCAUGCACGGCACCGGCACCGUUGUGAGAGGCCGCCGGAGGUGCAGCACAACAAGUCGAUGUUCGAGGACCAGUCAACACAUCGAGUGUCACCGCCCCACUCGCGAACCCCUAGUUGGAAUGGCGCCAAUACCUCCGAGACCCUCGCUCUUGGUCGCUCGAGUAUACCUCCUGUACACGGUACAUGCUUCUUGCAGCUGUCGCCCGUGCAGCUCCUCGACGGUGAACAUGGACUUGACACAUACAGUACAUACACCUGUACAUGUACCUUUCCAUCCGCGCCUAAACGAGCCGCCCAGCCUGAGAAGGCGGGCACUAUUGAAGCCGCAUUGUGA
Penicillium argentinense is the source of this 804-nucleotide messenger RNA. RefSeq lists its product as uncharacterized. NCBI's taxonomy places the organism in Eukaryota, Fungi, Ascomycota, Eurotiomycetes, Eurotiales, Aspergillaceae. Bases 1 to 804 code for a protein of 267 amino acids. The transcript has 3 exons. The record is from RefSeq and is a predicted model, not a curated record.